Molecule: messenger RNA, 753 nt
Organism: Cladophialophora yegresii CBS 114405
Lineage: Eukaryota; Fungi; Ascomycota; Eurotiomycetes; Chaetothyriales; Herpotrichiellaceae
Exons: 1
Coding region: 1-753 (250 amino acids)
Biological process (GO): protein import into mitochondrial matrix
Cellular component (GO): PAM complex, Tim23 associated import motor
Source: RefSeq, a predicted model, not a curated record
AUGUCCUCGAAAACCACGAGACUCGGGCUGCAGCUCUCGCAGUCUCGUCCCACGCUGGUUUCAUCACACAAUGCGCUGUUCUCGACGAGACGGACGAUAUCGUCAGCUGUGUUGAUCCCACAAAAUCAACACCGAUUGCGAGCUGCGACUUUCUACCCCCUAGCUGCAAACCCGCCUGCGUCGACAACUCCCUCAUCCUUCUUCACGCCUUCACUGUGCCGAACCAGACAUGCCUCAACUUCCACAAAUCCCUCCGUCUCAGCAGCCGGUUCACCCUCUACUGCGCUCGACUGGAACACCUUCUUUCGCAUGCGAGCUGUACGACGACGGUAUUCCCUCGCAUCCUCUAUCAUUACUUCCCUCUGCUCGACAGCCGGCGCCCUGUAUUCAUUCUCAGAGAUUCCCGCGCUUGCAGACAACAUCACUAAAGUGAUUCCCACCGAUCCAGUCAUUGCAAUCGUGAUUGCGACAUUCAGCUCGACCAUCAUUGGCUGGCUGAUAGGUCCGGCAUUUGGGAAUACGGUUUGGAGACUAUCGCAUCGUACUCGGCUCCAAGAGUUCAAUAUCAAAGAGCGUGGCUUUUUCGAAAGAAUAAAGAAGCACAGAGUCAACCCAAGUGGUGCCAGCACGAACAACCCAGUUCCUGAUUACUACGGCGAGAAGGUGGGAAGCGUGGCUGGAUACCGCCGCUGGCUCAAAGACCAGCGUGCGUUCAACAGAAAAAGGGGUGGGAACUAUCCGUCGACCGUAUGA